UUUUUCCUUAAGUAAUUUUUAGGGGUUUGCAUUUUUUGUUAAUUUAUUAUUCUUAGGUCAAGCCUUUACAAUAAUGUUGGUUUACGUAUGGUCUAGACGGAAUCCCUUUGUGAGGAUGAACUUCUUUGGGCUGCUGAACUUUCAAGCACCAUACCUACCAUGGAUUCUUUUAGCUUUCUCUGUACUCCUUGGUAAUGCUGUCUACGUAGAUUUAAUGGGCAUAGCUGUAGGUCACAUAUAUUACUUUUUGGAAGAUGUUUUCCCACACCAAAGAGGAGGUUUCAAAAUUUUGAAAACACCUUCUUUUAUGAAAACACUAUUUGAUCCACUUCCUGAAGACGCAGACUAUCAACGACUUCCAGAAGAACAGCCGGGUGGAUUUCAAUGGGGCAACCGAAAUAACGAUGAUGAUGGAGAUAAUGCAAAUAAUCCUGAAAAUAGGGGCGAAAAUGCUGGAAACCAAUAGCUGUGUUCGAUAGACCAAUAAGAAUUUUGUAUUUCUAUGAUUGUAUAAACAACCUAACUUCAUUUUGAAUAUCUAAUUCUUCUACCCAUUAUUAUGUGAUAAUGAUAUAUAAAACUGCAAAAUGUUUUAUUUUCACUGAAAUAUAUGUUAUUUAGUUUUGG
This is a messenger RNA of Leptinotarsa decemlineata (Colorado potato beetle), 627 nucleotides long. It is a transcript of the gene Der-2, whose product is annotated as Derlin 2. Lineage: Eukaryota; Metazoa; Arthropoda; Insecta; Coleoptera; Chrysomelidae. The record is from RefSeq and is a predicted model, not a curated record.